GAUGCGUCAAAACAAACGUUUUCGCAGUGCUGUUCGAGGAAAAUUCUAUUUCGCGGAAAGGUAAAUUUGAUUUUCCAAUACAUUUUUGCAUGCUGCGCUGGUAGAAAGAGUGAAAAACCAUGGCUGACGCAGCGGCACGCCAGCUGCAGUACGAGUACAAAGCGAAUUCGAAUUUGGUCCUGCAAGCGGAUGUCCGCUUGAUCGAACGACCACGCAGGGAUGAAGCUACCGGUGAGGUGCUUUCCCUGGUCGGGAAGCUGGAGGGAACGCGGAUGGGUGAUCGUGCCCAGCGGACCAAACCGGAGAAGACGGAAGAGCGGAAGGCGAAGCGUCAGAAGCGUGAUGAAGCGCAGUACGAUUUCAACAGUAUGAAAGGAGCCACUCUGCUGUCGGAAGGAAUAGACGAGAUGGUAGGGAUCGUUUAUCGACCGAAGACGCAGGAAACCCGACAGACGUACGAGGUGCUUCUUAGUUUUAUCCAGGAAGCAAUCGGGGAUCAGCCGAGAGAUAUCCUGUGUGGUGCGGCCGAUGAGAUUUUGACCGUGCUGAAGAACGAUAAAAUGAAGGAUCGCGAGCGGAAGCGGGAGAUCGAUGGCCUCCUGGGAACGGUGGCCGAUGAGAGGUUUGCCCUGUUGGUUAAUUUGGGCAAGAAGAUCACCGACUUCGGAUCGGAUGCCAGCAGUGCGAUCGGAGUGGGUGGGGAGGAACAAAUUGACGAUACGUACGGGAUUAACGUGCAGUUUGAAGAGUCGGAAGAGGAGAGCGACGAAGAUAAGUACGGAGAAAUUCGCGAUGAAGACAUGCCGGACGAGGGUGAAGAGGCCAGGGAUGAUGGAAUUUUGCACGCUGAGAAUCUUGGUGGCAACGAGGAAGGCAAGAAGGAGAAAGCUCUGGAUCCACGGGACAUCGAUGCCCAUUGGUUGCAGCGUUGUCUUCGCAAGUACUACAACGAUUCGAUGAUGUCGCAGGCCAAGGCAGGGGAAGUGUUGACUGUACUCAAGGACGUCGGAGACGAUCGGGAGUGCGAGAAUCAGCUGGUUCUCUUGCUGGGCUACGAUUGUUUCGAUUUCAUUAAACAGCUGAAGAAAAAUCGGCAUAUGAUCCUGUACUGUACGAUGUUGGCGUCUUCGCAGAGUGAAAGCGAGCGGGUUAAGAUACGGGAGAAGAUGAAGGGAGAUUCCUAUUUGGCAAAGAUUCUGAGACAACUGGAUACUGGCAAACAGGAGGUGGACGACUACGAGAGCGAAAGGUCGAAGAUGCAACGCAGAAGGAAGGAGCAGGAUGAUGACAACAUGGAGGGGAUUGGAGGACAGAUUCCGGGCAGCAGGACCGUACUGGAGUUGGAUGAGCUGGCUUUCACGCAGGGAUCUCACCUGAUGGCAAACAAGCGCUGUCAGCUGCCGGAUGGUAGUUUCAGGAAACAACGAAAAGGAUACGAAGAAGUGCACGUUCCAGCCUUGAAACCGAAAGCAUUCGACGAGGAAGAGGAACUGAUGGUAAUCGAUAAGCUGCCCAAGUAUGUCCAACCGGUAUUUGCCGGAUUCAAAACGUUGAAUCGAAUCCAGAGUCGGUUGUACAAAGCGGCCCUGGAGAGCGAUGAAAACUUGCUGCUUUGUGCCCCCACGGGUGCUGGUAAGACCAACGUGGCGCUGCUAACGAUGAUGCGGGAGAUCGGAAAGCACAUCAACGACGACGGAACGAUCAACGUGGAUGAGUUCAAGAUUAUCUACAUUGCUCCGAUGCGUUCCUUGGUACAGGAAAUGGUGGGCAACUUCGGUAAGCGUCUGGCAACGUACAACCUUACGGUUUCGGAGUUGACUGGAGAUCAUCAGCUAAGUCGGGAGCAGAUAGCUGCUACUCAGGUCAUCGUAUGCACUCCAGAAAAGUGGGAUAUCAUCACCAGAAAGGGAGGUGAAAAGACCUACACUCAGCUGGUACGGUUGGUGAUCAUCGAUGAAAUCCAUCUGCUUCACGACGAACGUGGUCCGGUUCUGGAAUCCCUUGUCGCCAGAACCAUUCGGAACAUUGAAACUACCCAGGAGGACGUCAGAUUGGUGGGACUGUCUGCCACGUUGCCAAAUUACCACGACGUAGCGACUUUCCUCCGCGUUCGCCCGGAAACUGGGCUAUUCUACUUCGAUAACAGUUUCCGGCCAGUAGCUCUGGAGCAGCAGUACAUCGGAGUCACGGAGAAAAAAGCCCUCAAGCGGUUCCAAGUGAUGAACGACAUCGUCUACGAGAAGGUCAUGGAACAUGCCGGCAAGAACCAAGUUCUUGUGUUUGUCCAUUCCAGGAAGGAGACGGGAAAAACUGCUCGCGCCAUUCGGGACAUGUGUCUGGAGAAGGAUACGCUGGGAAAUUUCCUUCGCGAAGGUUCGGCUAGCAUGGAGGUGUUGAGAUCGGAAGCCGACCAGGUCAAGAAUGCCGAACUCAAGGAUCUACUCCCGUACGGUUUCGCCAUCCAUCAUGCCGGUAUGACCCGCGUAGACCGAACCCUGGUAGAAGAUCUGUUCGCCGAUCGUCACAUCCAGGUGCUCGUCUCGACGGCUACCCUAGCCUGGGGUGUCAACUUACCGGCCCAUACCGUUAUCAUCAAGGGAACUCAAAUCUACAACCCGGAGAAAGGUCGCUGGGUUGAACUGAGCGCGCUGGACGUCCUCCAGAUGCUUGGUCGUGCCGGUCGUCCUCAAUACGAUACCAAGGGCGAAGGCAUCCUUAUCACCAACCACAGCGAACUGCAGUACUACCUAUCACUCCUGAACCAACAACUGCCGAUCGAAUCGCAACUGGUCUCCAAGAUGCCCGACAUGCUGAACGCCGAGAUAGUCCUCGGAACGAUUCAAAACGUCAAGGAUGCCGUAACUUGGCUCGGAUACACCUACCUGUACAUCCGAAUGCUCCGCCAGCCCACUCUCUACGGAGUCUCGUACGAUGCCAUCAAGGAAGAUCCCCUGCUGGAACAAUUCCGUGCCGAUUUGAUCCAUACGGCUGCGCUGCAUCUCGAAAAAAGCGGUCUAAUUAAGUACGAUCGCAAAAGUGGUCACUUCCAGGUGACGGAAAUCGGCCGAAUCGCUUCCCACUACUACUGCACCCACGAAACCAUGCUGACCUACAACCAACUGCUGAAACCCACACUCAGCGAGAUCGAACUGUUCCGUGUGUUUUCGCUGUCCGGUGAGUUCCGCAACAUCACGGUCCGUGAGGAAGAGAAGCUGGAACUACAGAAGCUGAUGGAGCGCGUGCCAAUUCCGAUCAAGGAAAGCAUGGAGGAACCCAGCGCAAAAGUCAACGUCCUGCUGCAAGCGUACAUCUCGCAGCUGAAGUUAGAAGGAUUCGCCCUUAUGGCCGAUAUGGUUUACGUAACGCAAUCUGCUGCCCGUUUGCUACGAGCGAUCUUUGAGAUCGUCCUCCACCGGGAGUGGGCCCAACUGGCAGACAAAUGCCUAACGCUGUGCAAGAUGAUCGACCGACGAAUGUGGCAGAGUAUGUCCCCGUUGCGACAGUUCCGCAAAAUGCCCGAAGAGAUCGUUAAGAAGAUCGAGAAGAAGAACUUCCCCUGGGAACGGUUGUACGAUCUGGAGGCAAACGAAAUAGGAGAGUUGAUCCGUGUUCCCAAGUUGGGCAAAACGAUCUACAAGUACGUGCAUCAGUUCCCAAAGCUGGAACUGUCGACCCACAUUCAACCGAUCACGCGAUCCACGCUGCGGGUUGAACUGACGAUCACCCCGGAUUUCCAGUGGGAUGAGAAGAUCCACGGUCAAUCGGAAGCGUUCUGGAUUCUGGUGGAGGACGUCGACUCGGAAGUAAUCCUUCAUCACGAGUACUUCCUGCUGAAGGCCAAGUACUGCCAGGACGAUCACUUGGUCAAGUUCUUUGUACCGGUCUUCGAACCGUUACCACCGCAGUACUUUUUGAGGAUCGUUUCCGAUCGGUGGAUCGGAUCCGAAACGCAACUGCCGGUUUCGUUCCGUCAUCUGAUUCUACCGGAGAAGAAUCUCCCGCCGACGGAGCUUCUCGAUUUGCAACCCCUUCCCAUCAGUGCCCUUCGGGAGCCAAACUUUGAGCAGCUGUAUGUGGACAAGUUCCCGCAGUUUAAUCCUAUUCAAACCCAGGUGUUUAAUGCCGUGUACAACAGUGAAGACAAUGUGUUUGUGGGAGCUCCCACCGGAUCGGGAAAAACGACGAUCGCGGAAUUUGCAGUUUUAAGAAUGUUGCAGCAGAAUCCUCACGGAAGGGUUGCCUACCUUGUAUCGAGAGAUUCCCUCGCGGAGCUGGUCUUCAUGGACUGGCACCAGAAGUUUGGGCAGCAUUUGGGAUGCAAGGUCGUCAAACUGACCGGUGAAACCGGUACGGAUUUGAAACUGAUUGCAAAGGGCCAGAUCAUCGUAACGACUGCGGAUAAGUGGGAUAUCCUGUCGCGUCGUUGGAAGCAGAGGAAGAACGUCCAGAACAUUCAGCUGUUUAUCGUGGAUGAAUUGCAGUUGAUCGGAGGAGAGGAAGGUCCCGUCUUGGAAGUGGUAUGCUCUCGAAUGCGCUACAUUUCGUCCCAGAUCGAGAAGCAAAUCCGUAUCAUUGCUUUGUCUGCAUCUCUGUCGGAUGCAAGGGACGUUUCCCAGUGGUUGGGUUGUAAUGCGAAUGCUACCUUCAACUUCCAUCCGAGUGUUCGUCCGAUCCCAAUGGAGCUGCACGUGCAGGGAUUCAACAUAACCCACAAUGCUUCGAGGGUUGCAGCCAUGUCAAAGCCGGUUUACAAUGCGAUCACCAAGUUCAGCCCGCACAAACCGGUCAUUGUGUUUGUCUCGUCGCGAAAACUGGCUCGCCUGACGGCGAUCGAUAUUCUGACGUACUGCGCAGCGGAAGCUCAGCCCAACCGAUUCUUCCACGCUGAAGAGGAAGACAUCAAACCAUUCUUGGACCGAAUGGCCGAUAAGACGUUGAAGGAAACCCUCUCGCAGGGUGUUGCAUACAUUCACGAAGGUUUGACGCCUUCCGAUCACCGCAUUGUCGAACAGCUGUUCGACUCCGGGGCAGUGCAGAUUGCUGUCGUCACCCGAGACCUCUGCUGGGGAUUGAACAUCUCCGCGUACUUGGUGGUGAUCAUGGACACUCAGUUCUACAAUGGUAAGAGUCAUUCCUACGAUGAUUACCCGGUCACGGAUGUUAUGCAGAUGGUAGGUCGUGCCAACCGUCCGCUGGAAGAUGACGAUGCCAAGUGCGUCCUUAUGUGUCAGAGUUCCAAGAAGGACUUCUUUAAGAAAUUCCUCAACGAAAGUCUACCGGUGGAAAGCCAUCUGGAUCAUCGUUUGCACGAUCAUUUCAAUGCCGAGAUCGUCACGAAGACGAUCGAAAACAAGCAAGACGCCGUGGACUAUCUGACCUGGACGUUCCUGUACCGCCGGCUUACUCAGAAUCCGAAUUACUACAACCUUCAAGGCGUGACUCACCGUCACCUGUCGGAUCAUCUUUCGGAACUGGUCGAAACCACACUUUCCGAUCUGGAACAGUCCAAGUGUAUCAGCGUCGAAGACGAAAUGGAUACGCUGCCAUUGAAUCUGGGCAUGAUCGCUGCGUACUACUACAUCAACUACACAACGAUUGAAUUGUUCAGUUUGUCGUUGAACAGCAAGACCAAGAUCCGUGGAUUGUUGGAGAUCAUCUCGUCUGCGGCGGAGUACGAAGAUGUCGUGGUGAGGCACCACGAAGAUAACAUUCUGAGGAGUUUGGCCCAACGGUUGCCCAAUAAGCUGACCGGACCCAAUGGAACGGCUCCCAAGUACAACGACCCUCACAUCAAGACCAACCUGUUGCUGCAGGCGCAUCUGUCGCGUCUCCAGCUGGGUGCCGAGCUGCAAGGUGACACGGAACAGUCCUUGGGUAAAGCGAUCCGUCUCAUCCAAGCGUGUGUCGAUGUGCUCUCGUCCAACGGGUGGCUGUCGCCGGCCGUUGCUGCCAUGGAGCUGGCCCAGAUGGUCACCCAAGCGAUGUGGAGCAAGGAUUCCUACUUGAAGCAGCUACCCCACUUCAAUGCCGACAUCAUCAAGCGCUGCCAGGAAAAAAACAUCGAAACCGUGUUCGACAUCAUGGAGCUGGACGAUGACGAUCGGAUCCGAUUGCUGCAGCUCAACGAUCAGCAAAUGUCCGACGUGGCCAGGUUCUGCAAUCGUUACCCGAACAUCGAGAUGACCUUCGAGGUGGUCGAUAAGGACCGUAUCCAUUCCGGCUCAUCGGUCAAUGUGGUGGUCAACUUGGAGCGCGAGGAUGAUGUCACCGGACCGGUGAUUGCGCCGUUCUUCCCGCAGAAACGCGAGGAAGGCUGGUGGAUCGUAAUCGGCGAUCCGAAAACCAACUCGCUGCUGUCGAUCAAGCGGCUCACGCUGCAGCAGAAGGCCAAAUUCAAGCUGGACUUUGUCGCGCCCAGCCCGGGUCAUCACGAUUAUACGCUGUACUUCAUGAGCGACUCCUACCUGGGAUGCGAUCAGGAGUACAAGUUCAACAUCAACGUCGGCGACUUCCAGUCGGAGUCGGAAAGCGAAUCCGAUUAGGCCGGAAGAAGGAGGUAAA
Ochlerotatus camptorhynchus is the source of this 6561-nucleotide messenger RNA. It is a transcript of the gene l(3)72Ab, whose product is annotated as U5 small nuclear ribonucleoprotein l(3)72Ab. The record is from RefSeq and is a predicted model, not a curated record. NCBI's taxonomy places the organism in Eukaryota, Metazoa, Arthropoda, Insecta, Diptera, Culicidae. Bases 120 to 6542 code for a protein of 2140 amino acids. Gene Ontology annotation, molecular function: ATP hydrolysis activity; nucleic acid binding; ATP binding. The transcript is spliced from 6 exons.